CACAGCCCAGCAGAUGACGUGUCCGGAUUAAGAAGUGGAAUGCAGUAGGUUUGCCAUAAACCGUUCAGCGUGAUAACAGGUUUCAUUUCUUAAUAGUGACUUUUAAGAAGGAAAACAAACACAUACAUAGUGUUAGUCUAAAUUUAACACUGCUUGAUUGAAAAAAAGCAAAAAACAAAACAUGCUUGUUUUUUUCGAUGCCCGUUGCACCGUGAGGGUUUUUCUUCUGCUAACGAGCACCCUCUGUUCAGCUUCAACUUUCUAUCUUCCGGGUUUAGCUCCUGUCAGUUUCUGCGAGAAAAAUCAAGCUGGGAAAGACCAAGAAGUACCGGAUUGCCGGUCUGAAGUUGAGCUGUUUGUAAACAGACUGGAUUCAGUAGAGUCUGUACUGCCCUAUGAGUACACAAUGUUUGAUUUCUGCGCUGAAAAGUCAGAGAAGCGUCCAUCUGAAAAUCUUGGGCAGGUUUUGUUUGGGGAGAGAAUUGAACCAUCGCCAUAUAAGUUUGAAUUUAAAAAGGAAGAACAAUGUAAACAUGUUUGCACCAAAGCAUAUGACACAAAAAAAACGGAAGAUAGGCAAAAAUUAGAAUUUUUAAAGAAGGGCAUGCUUCUUAAUUAUCAGCAUCACUGGAUUGUCGAUAAUAUGCCAGUGACCUGGUGCUAUGAUGUAGAAGAUGGACAGAAGUUCUGCAAUCCUGGUUUUCCUAUUGGUUGUUACGUCACUGAGGAUGGUCGUCCGAAAGAUGCUUGUGUUGUCAAUUCUGAAUUUAAUGACAAAGAUACAUUUUACAUCUUCAACCAUGUCGAUAUCACCAUUUUUUACCACGUGGUAGAACACGAAGCAGCAGGUUCAAGAUUGGUAGCAGCUAAAAUGGAACCUAAAAGCUUUAAGCACACUCAUAUAGACAACCCCGAUUGUUCGGGUGUUCCUAUGGACUUAAGCAAUAAAUUUGCAGUAGGAGAACUCAAAAUUGCAUAUACCUAUUCUGUGUAUUUUAAAGAAGAUAAAAAUAUUCGUUGGGCAUCAAGGUGGGAUUACAUUUUGGAGUCCAUGCCUCACACCAACAUUCAGUGGUUCAGCAUCAUGAAUUCCUUGGUGAUCGUUCUGUUCCUUUCUGGUAUGGUGGCCAUGAUCAUGCUUAGGACUCUUCACAAGGAUAUUGCAAGAUACAACCAAAUGGACUCUAUAGAGGAUGCUCAAGAGGAAUUUGGUUGGAAGCUUGUUCACGGGGAUGUGUUCAGACCACCGAGGAAGGGAAUGCUGCUGUCUGUUUUCCUUGGGUCCGGCACACAGAUCUUCAUUAUGACAUUUGUCACUCUGUUUUUUGCAUGCCUGGGAUUCUUAUCCCCUGCUAACAGAGGAGCCCUGAUGACAUGCGCCAUGGUUCUGUGGGUUCUGCUGGGAACUCCAGCAGGUUAUGUUGCUGCCAGAUUCUACAAGUCCUUUGGUGGUGAAAAAUGGAAAACAAAUGUUCUUCUAACAGCCUUCUUAUGCCCUGGAAUAGUUUUUGCUGAUUUCUUUGUUAUGAACCUCAUUUUAUGGGGAGAGGGGUCUUCUGCUGCAAUUCCGUUUGGCACUUUGGUUGCUGUUUUGGCGCUCUGGUUUUGCAUAUCCGUACCACUGACCUUCCUUGGUGCUUACUUUGGCUUUAAGAAGAAUGCCAUUGAGCAUCCUGUUCGCACUAACCAGAUACCUCGCCAAAUUCCAGAGCAGUCCUUCUACACUAAAGCGCUACCUGGAAUCAUCAUGGGAGGAAUUCUUCCUUUUGGAUGCAUCUUCAUCCAGCUUUUCUUCAUUCUCAACAGCAUUUGGUCCCAUCAGAUGUAUUACAUGUUUGGAUUUUUAUUCCUGGUCUUCAUCAUUCUUGUAAUCACAUGCUCUGAGGCCACAGUUCUGCUAUGUUACUUCCAUCUUUGUGCAGAGGACUAUCACUGGCAGUGGCGUUCGUUCCUCACAAGUGGAUUUACUGCUGUGUAUUUCCUAAUAUACGCAAUACAUUACUUCUUUUCUAAACUCCAAAUUACAGGAUUAGCCAGUACAAUACUAUAUCUUGGAUAUACAUUGAUAAUGACUUUGAUCUUCUUCCUUUUUACAGGAACUAUUGGAUUUGUUGCUUGCUUCUGGUUUGUGACCAAAAUAUACAGUGUGGUGAAAGUGGACUAGAUGGCCACAAGAGACUGACUUUCUGCAGCUUGGGAUACUGUUUGCUGAAGAACACAAAGUACACUACAAAAAGUAUGAGGUUUGAAUUUUAAAACAAACAGAUGAUACGAAAUAACCUUUGGAAAUCUCUAAAAUGAGAAUAUAAAUUUGGUUUGUGAAUUAGUUUUACUUUAGAAAUGUAGUAAACUCAGAUCAGCUUAAUGUUUCUUAAAUUACUAACUGAGAUGCAAUCAACAAGAAGAUACAUUUGUAAAUAUUAGUAUUUACCUUUUGCCAUUAUGGAAUUUAUUUACAGUACUUCUCCUGUGUUGCUGUUCCAGUGCUUAGCUAACAUCUAUCAGUGAAACUUAUGUAAGGUAAACAUUGUAAAUAACAUUUUCUAGCAUUAAAGAAAGGGGUACGAUGUGUGUGAAGGAAACCUCAGAUCUCAGGUUAGGCAGGUCUAAAACAUAUACAACUUUCAAUUACAUCUGUUUUUUUUUGUUCUUGUAUAGGUAAUGGCGUUGUCUAAAGUGUUAAGCAUUUCAUCUUUUUGUGUUUUUGGUUCCAAUGAUGUUUCUUUGCCUUUCCAUUCUUUGUGCUUCUGGGUACAGUAUGUUGUUUUUGUAAAUUUACUAUAAUAAACAUUGUACAAAAGGUUAAAACUUUUAA
Polyodon spathula (Mississippi paddlefish) is the source of this 2815-nucleotide messenger RNA. RefSeq names its product transmembrane 9 superfamily member 2. The record is from RefSeq and is a predicted model, not a curated record. The transcript is spliced from 17 exons. Gene Ontology annotation, cellular component: membrane. NCBI's taxonomy places the organism in Eukaryota, Metazoa, Chordata, Actinopteri, Acipenseriformes, Polyodontidae. The coding region runs from base 182 to 2164 and encodes 660 amino acids. Gene Ontology annotation, biological process: protein localization to membrane.